CAAUUAAAAAAACAACAUAACAUAACCUUACUUUACACGUUCGUAAAUAAAUAGUAAAAUGUGUGGUAUAUUUUGCCUUAUUGGUAAUAAAAACUGUAAUGAAAACACCCCAAAAGAAUUUGAAGCUAUAAGAGAAGGUACACUAAAAAGGGGGCCUGAUUACAACAAUUACAGAAACUAUACGUUUGAAAAUAUAAAAGUAUUUUUGGCAGCCAGUGUUUUAUGGUUACAGGGUAAAAAUAUAACAAAACAACCCAUAGAAGAUGAUAAAUCAAUUUUUAUUUACAAUGGUGAUAUUUUUGGUGGUGAUAUAAAUAAUGAGUUAAAACUAGAAAUAGGUGACACAACAUUAUUCCAUGAAGCUUUAUUAAACAGUAAUGGUAAAAUGGCAAGGACAUUAAGUAAUUUACAUGGCCCUUAUGCAUUUAUUUACUUGAAUAAAAUAGAAAAUAAAUUAUAUUUUGGUAGGGAUAUUUAUGGCCGUAGAAGUCUUUUAGUUGGCAAAAGUGGUCCUAAUUUAGUUUUGAGUAGUGUUUAUAAGCGUAAUUUAAGCGAUUUUAUCGAAUUACCGUCCAUAGGUACUUUUUGUUAUGAUUUAACAAAUAAUAAAUACUACAUUUAUCCAUGGCAAUAUAAAAACAGUAAUUUUGAAGUAAAAUUAAAAGAAUUACAAGAUUUUUUGGGUGUUAUUAUAGAAAUAAAUUAUCAAAUACCGUUACAGUUGAAUACAGAAUUUAAAAACCCUCUAGAUUUAUCAUGUUUUGAAUGUUUAAGUCAAGAAAAUCCACUUGACACACUUCUGCAAGACAAACAAUGGUUUAAAUCAAUGAAACAUCUCCAAAACCUACUAAAAAAUGCCCUACAAACCCGCAUAUCAACACAGCCAAAACAUUGUAAAAAUUGUUUAAAAAACAAAAAUAACUGCAACCAUUCAACAACAGGUGUUUUAUUUUCUGGCGGAAUAGAUUGCUCAAUAUUAGCUCUUUUAUCAGAUAAAUACAUUGACAAAAACAGACCCAUAGACUUGAUAAACGUAGCUUUCGACGAAAAAAAUAAUUAUCAAACGCCUGACCGAUUAACAGGACUUCAAACACUACAAGAAUUGCAAUUGUUGUGUCCUAAACGAACGUGGAAUUUCGUGUCUGUAAAUGUAACGCAAAAAGAACUAAAUUUGGAAAGACAAAAUCACAUAGCGGACUUAAUUUACCCGUUAAACACUAUUUUAGAUGAUAGUUUGGGUUGCGCAUUAUGGUUUGCCGCUAGAGGAAGGACCAGUGAAUACGAAUCACCCUGUAGAGUAUUGUUGGUGGGUAUGGGGGCCGACGAAUUGUUCGGUGGUUACACUAGGCACAGGGCUGCGUUAAAAAAAGACGGUUGGAAGGGUUUACACGACGUUUUAAAUCAAGAUUGGCAGAAUAUAUCGCAUAGGAACUUGGCAAGAGAUGAUAGAGUGGUGGCAGAUCAUGGUAGGCAGUUGAGAACGCCUUUUUUGGAUGAAAAUGUUGUGGAAUUUGUUAGGAAUUUACAUGCAUGGCAAAAAACUUACCCUUCAAGUGAUGUUCCUCAAGGUGUAGGUGAAAAAAUUUUGCUGAGAAGUUUGGGAUAUCACUUGGGGUUAAAAAAUGCUGCUGUGUUUAAGAAAAGGGCUUUACAAUUUGGCUCUAGAAUUGCAAAUUCAAAGGAACAUGCACAUGAGAUAUCUUCAAGACUAAUAAAACAAUAAAAAACACUAACA
This is a messenger RNA of Brassicogethes aeneus, 1735 nucleotides long. The record is from the annotation of a GenBank genome assembly. Lineage: Eukaryota; Metazoa; Arthropoda; Insecta; Coleoptera; Nitidulidae.